Lactuca virosa is the source of this 1745-nucleotide messenger RNA. NCBI's taxonomy places the organism in Eukaryota, Viridiplantae, Streptophyta, Magnoliopsida, Asterales, Asteraceae. The record is from the annotation of a GenBank genome assembly.
AAUAAUCAUUCGUUUCAUUUGUUGUCUUCCAAUUCUUUUAAAAUAAUGGAUGACCGAGAAGUCCCCCACUAUUUCAUUUGUCCAAUUUCUCUGCAAAUCAUGAAAGAUCCGGUGAUUGUCGCCACCGGCAUCACCUACGACAGAGAGAGUAUUCAACGGUGGCAGUUCCAUGGAAAAAACAAGAGUUGUCCAGUCACCAAUCAACUGCUACCCAUCGCCUCAGAAUUCACUCCUAACCACAAUCUCCGCCGCCUCAUCGAAGCAUGGUGUGCAUCCGAUCGAGUUGUUCCAGCACCAUCGAAGCAAUCCUCUUUGCAGCUGAAGGUAAUCGCCAUAAACCUCAUCAAGAACCUCAAGCUACAGGAGCUGCAACUUGAAUCACUUAAAACUUUGGAAAGUCUUGUAUCCGAAAAUGAAAAUAAUAGAAUUUGCUUCAAAGAUGUUGGUGUUGUUAGAGCCAUGGUUACCAUCGUUGUUUCCUGUUAUCAGAAUCGCACAACCGUUGGUCUAAAAGAAGCUCUUAACGUUCUCUAUCUUGUUGGAUUUACUGAAGACGAAACACGCUCAGUUCUUGAAGAAUACGAUCGAAUCCUAAAUUCCUUAACAUGGGUAUUGGGUUUUGAUGCUAGUACUUAUAAUGAUACAACAAUGAAACCCCACGCAUUAGUUUUACUAAAAGACCUCAUAAACUACGCAAACUCGCAUGUUCUUGAGAGAUUGAAGCUGGAUUUCUUCAAGACGAUUGUAGUUAUUCUUAGACAACGAGAAAAUAAGAAUCUUGAACAAAGAAUCAAGGAGGGUUUACAUGUGUUGCUUAGCACUUGUACCUGGCCAAGAAACUGCUCAAUGAUGAUUCAAGCAGGAGCUGUUUUUGAGCUUGUGGAGCUCGAGCUUGGGUCGCCAGACAAGGAAACCACCGAGUUGAUUAUGGCAGUGUUGUUUCACUUAUGUUCUUCAGCCGAUGGGAGAGCUCAACUUCUUGGUCAUGCAGCCGGAUUAGCUAUGAUCACAAAAAGAAUGGGGAAGGUUUCUCAUAAGGUUGAUGAGAGAGCCUUGAUGAUUAUUUCAUUGAUAUCCAAAUUUUCUGCGACAGAUGGGGUGCUUCAAGAGAUGAUUAGGGUUGGAACAGUUGAGAAACUAUGUAUGGUGCUACAAGUAAAUGGUCGACAUUCACAUCCAAGGGACAAAGCCAGGGAGAUCCUUAAAAGACACUCAAAUGUGUGGAAAGACUCUCCUUGUUUAGAUAUUACUCUCUUAACAAGGAAUCCCAGAUCAAGACACGGAGGGGCAGGUUUGCGAUUAACAACAGUGAAGAUGAUGAAAAUUGACUGGAACACAAAGAAGUUGACAACAGAGAAUUGAACACUUUUAAUGAGACAUAUGGAAAAAUAUUGUGGAGAAAAGAAAGGAAAGUGGAAUGUGAAAAUGGAAAAAGGCAGUGAUGUGCAAGAUGUGCAAUUUGUAAAAUUAAAUGCCUUAUAUUCUGUUAAGAUUGCCACACAUGAAAUCAACAACCACAAUGAGAGAGUUAUCAAAGAGGCAAUCGAAUUUGGAAAAUUUGAUCAUGCGACUAGAAGAAAGAUGUUAGAGGAAGGUAUCAAUAGAAUGGAUGAAUUAGAAACGGGUAAUAAAUAGAAUUUGAUAGAAGUUUGGAAUUUUAUAAACGUGGUUAUGGUGACUUAACAACAAUUCAUUUUGUAAUAUCUAUCUUAUUUUGAACAAAUUAGACAAAAAAAAUGAUGCCU